UUGCUGUCUCCUUUGUUCGCCCUCGUUGCGCAGUAGUCCUAGCGGCUUCUCUGUUCUGUUCCCGGAUCCAGCAGCUGUCACUCGUGCUGAGCUGCUUGAAAGGCCUUGUCGGCGAGCUCGUAGGAGCUUGAGACCGUCACCACCCCUCCGCAGACUCAUCAGGGGGGAAAAUGGUUGAAGCAGAUCGCCCAGGAAAGCUCUUCAUUGGUGGGCUUAACACGGAAACGAAUGAGAAAGCCCUUGAAGCAGUAUUUGGCAAAUAUGGACGAAUAGUGGAAGUGCUCUUGAUGAAAGAUCGUGAAACCAACAAAUCAAGAGGAUUUGCUUUUGUCACCUUUGAAAGUCCAGCAGAUGCUAAGGAUGCAGCCAGAGACAUGAAUGGAAAGUCCUUAGAUGGAAAAGCCAUCAAGGUGGAACAAGCCACCAAACCAUCAUUUGAAAGUGGUAGACGUGGCCCACCUCCACCUCCAAGAAGCAGAGGCCCUCCCAGAGGUCUUAGAGGAGGAAGAGGAGGAAGCGGAGGAACUAGGGGACCUCCCUCACGUGGAGGGCAUAUGGAUGAUGGUGGCUAUUCCAUGCAUUUUAACAUGAGUUCUUCCAGGGGACCUCUUCCAGUAAAAAGAGGACCACCACCAAGAAGUGGGGGUCCUCCUCCUAAAAGGUCAGCCCCUUCAGGACCAGUUCGCAGCAGCAGCGGAAUGGGAGGAAGAGCUCCUGUAUCACGUGGAAGAGAUAGUUAUGGAGGCCCACCUAGAAGGGAACCCCUGCCCUCUCGUAGAGAUGUUUAUUUAUCCCCAAGAGAUGAUGGAUAUUCUACUAAAGACAGCUAUUCAAGCAGAGAUUACCCAAGUUCUCGUGACACAAGAGAUUAUGCACCACCUCCGAGAGAUUAUACUUACCGUGAUUAUGGUCAUUCCAGUUCACGUGAUGACUAUCCAUCAAGAGGCUAUAGUGAUAGAGAUGGAUAUGGUCGGGAUCGUGAUUAUUCAGAUCAUCCAAGUGGAGGUUCCUACAGAGAUUCAUAUGAGAGUUAUGGUAACUCACGUAGUGCUCCACCUACACGAGGGCCCCCGCCAUCUUAUGGUGGAAGCAGUCGCUAUGAUGAUUACAGCAGCUCACGUGACGGAUAUGGUGGAAGUCGAGACAGUUACUCAAGCAGCCGAAGUGAUCUCUACUCAAGUGGUCGUGAUCGGGUUGGCAGACAAGAACGAGGGCUUCCCCCUUCUAUGGAAAGGGGGUACCCUCCUCCACGUGAUUCCUACAGCAGUUCAAGCCGCGGAGCACCAAGAGGUGGUGGCCGUGGAGGAAGCCGAUCUGAUAGAGGGGGAGGCAGAAGCAGAUACUAGAAACAAACAAAACUUUGGACCAAAAUUCCCCGUUCAAAGAAACAAACAAAAAGUGGAAACCAUUCUGUCAUAACUACCCAAGGACUACUAAAAGGAAAAAUUGUGUUACCUUUUUUAAAUUUCCUGUUAAGUUCCCCUUCAUAAUUUUUUAUGUUCUUGUGAGGGAAAAAAAGUAAAACAUGUUUAAUUUCAUUUGAUUUUGAGUUGCUUUCAACAAGCAAAUGUUAAAUGUGUAAGACUUGUUGUACUAGUGUUGUAAUUUUCUAAGUAAAAGUGUCCCUAAAGGCCACUUCCUAUCCAGUUUUUCCCAGUAAAUGAGGCAAGCAAUUCUAAGAUCUUCCACAAACAUCUAGCCAUCUAGAUGUCCAUUGAUCUCCACUGAGAGAUGAAUCGUUCUGCCUAUACAAAGAAGCUAGCUAUUAGAGGGUGGUCGGGGUAUGCUACUCUUAGGAUUUCAGGGUGUCUUCCAACUGAAAUCUCAAUGUUCUCAGUAUGCAAAACCUGAGAUCAGAUAUCUAUGUAAGGAAAGUGCUAUUCACCCAGUAAAUCCCCCUCCCCCCAAAAAAACCAAAUGGAUAAUGCUGGCCAUAUUUUGCCUUUCUGACAUUUCCUUGGGAAUCUGCAAGAACCUCCCUUUUCCCCUCCCCCAAUAAGACCAUUUAAGUGUGUGUUAAACAACUACAGAAUACUAAAUAAAAAGUUUGGCCAAAACCAACCAUGAAGCUGCAAACGAUGCUUGCUCUUACUGUUUCAAAUUUUUGCAACUCUGUAGUGUCUCACUUUUAAAGGAACAGCUUGAUUGCAAAGGAGAAAAUAGAUAAGCAAUGAAGUUAUCUCCAACUUCCUAAAGGCUUAUGACUUCUAAAAAGUGAAUCUAUCAGCAUUCCACAUCAGAUUUAAAGCACCAAAUGCCUGUGAAACAGCAAAGAUGGUUGAGGACUUAUGGUCAUUGUGGUCAUGGAGUGCUGAUUUAUUCACAGUAGAUAAAGCUGGCAGCAAGAGAAAUCAAAUGCUAAGAGUUGUUGAAGCAGAAGAAUGCUGAUUGUCGAUCAGUCACAGCAGUCGCAUAAGCAGUGCUCAUCAGAAUUGGUUUGGUGCAGGCAAUAGGUUUUUGUCUUCAAGGGUUCUUAUGGAUCUGAGGAAGGCAUUAGUGUUGAUUAACACUCUUAACCAGGGAGUGGUAGUUACUUAAAAUUGACCAAAUGGAGAAAGGGAAACAAAGAAAUUGGCAAGUGGAGGAGGUACUCAGAAAGUUCUUGUGGCUAUUUAUAUAGAGUUUAUAGCUUUGGCUUUCAUUUUGUUUAGCUGAAGCAACUCUGCAAUUUAGAACUAAGUAUCACUGGAUAUCAGAAAGUUGAGUUAAGGGCUGAGGAUGUAGCUCAGUGGUAGAGCACCUGCCUAGCAUGCCUGAAUGCCCUGGGUUCAUCCCCAGUACUGCAAAAGAAAAGAAGGGAAAAAAAAAAGUUGAAUCAUGAUAGGCAUUAAGUGAUAACUCGUAACUCUCUUUCCAGUAGUGUCUUGAUUUUCAGCAAGUGAAACUUAUUUUGGCAUUAGCUUAUCAGGUUCAGUUUUACAUCAAAACUAAAGCAAGGAGUAACAUGGGGAAAAUGAAAGUAACAACUGGAAACAUUGCUAGAAUGGUGGAAAGCACACUUGAAACUGGAAACAAAUUGGCCACUUGGUUAUUGUAUCGUUUUAUAAGCUUACUUUACCCACAGCUCCCAAUCUUGGAAACAAAUCGUGAUAAAACCAGUUUAUUGCUUUGGAGAGCCAAUAAUUUAAAUACUAAUGUUCUCAAAACAGAGUUGUUGGGUUAGAGGAAGCAGCUCAACUUCUGAGAAUUUUUGCAUGGUAUAAUACUAUCUCGUUUAACAUCUGUGAUUCAGGAAAAUAAAAUUUAACCCUCGUUGGUCACAUUCCUAACUCACAGACCAUGAGGAUACUGACCAAUUAAUUAAGUAGUUGCACUUGAAUAGCUGUCUUAGCUCAAGUCUUCCAUAAUCAAAUUACUUGAGUUGGUGCUUCUGUGAGGACCUUUUGGCUCUUGAGAUUUUAUUUAGAUUUCUUGGAGAUAGUGUAGAAUAGACUAAUUGUAGUAUGAAUACUAAAUUCAAAGUAAGGAGUAUGCUUAAAUGAUCAGACACUUUUUUAACAACUUAAAAGACCCAGAAGGCUUAGUUUUUCCAUUGGUAAAGAGUUGGUCUUGGUUCAUCUUGCUUUAUAUUGGUUGUAAAAGAAACGGAAUGAUAAUAUGUUUUCCUUGUUUGACUGGUAGUUGAACAUAGAACUUAGGUAUUAUAGAUCAUUUUCACUUUUUGGAAUGUUUUGUAUUGAGACAAUAAAACUUUAACGUGCA
This is a messenger RNA of Sciurus carolinensis (gray squirrel), 3702 nucleotides long. RefSeq names its product RNA binding motif protein X-linked (gene Rbmx). Gene Ontology annotation, biological process: positive regulation of mRNA splicing, via spliceosome. Gene Ontology annotation, molecular function: RNA binding. Gene Ontology annotation, cellular component: spliceosomal complex. Bases 171 to 1346 code for a protein of 391 amino acids. The record is from RefSeq and is a predicted model, not a curated record. NCBI's taxonomy places the organism in Eukaryota, Metazoa, Chordata, Mammalia, Rodentia, Sciuridae. The transcript has 11 exons.